Rhododendron vialii is the source of this 1431-nucleotide messenger RNA. RefSeq lists its product as uncharacterized. The transcript has 5 exons. The coding region runs from base 1 to 1092 and encodes 363 amino acids. Lineage: Eukaryota; Viridiplantae; Streptophyta; Magnoliopsida; Ericales; Ericaceae. The record is from RefSeq and is a predicted model, not a curated record.
AUGGCGCGCGGAUCUACAUUUUCUUUGGCGGUGCCCGUUCUGGCGAGCAUAUACCAUGGCUUGAGGCAAAUUUCAUCAUCUCCUACUCCAACCGGAGAGAAGAAUGCAAAACAUUUCACAGCAAUUGGGGCCCGAAAACUCCUCAGAAGCGUUGAUCCUUUGCAAUUAUCGUCCUUGGCCAUGUCUGACAAAGAAGAGCGGUUAAUGAUCGUUGAGUCUUACAGCCCUCAUCGAUUCUCACAACAAUUCAACUUUUACCAAGACAUACCCGGAAAAUUGGUGGAAGAAGCAUGUCCCCUCAAUCUACCCGAUGUCGUAGGACUUUGGCAAUCUUGCACGAAGCUUGGCACCAAGGCAAAACUGAGAAUUCCUGGCAAGGGAGAAGUUACACCUAUCGUCAAUGCCCAUGAAGUUGAAGGCACUAACGCAACAGCAAGCAAAGCUAAACCAAGCAGGGCCAAACCAGCAGUUCUACCCACUGUUAGUAACGAGGAAGUUGACGGCACUAAUGCAACAUUAGGCAAAGCCAAAGCAGGCAAAGCUAGACCAAGCAGGGCCAAAUCGAAAGUUCCACUUGUUGUUAGCACCCAUGAAGUUGAUGGCGCCAAUGCAACAUCAAGAAAAGCUAAAGCAAGCAAGGAUAGACCAAGUAAGGCCAAACCAAACCAAGGAAAGGAUCUACCCAAAGAUGCAUCCAAAGAAAUGAAGAGAUCAACUUUCAAGCCUAAACCUCUCUUGAAGAUUUCUGCUCCAAAAAUUCCAUCCGUGAUUGUCAAAAAUCCAACCACCGAAAAUAGAGACAAGAAAAGAAGCCUUGUGAUUUGUGAUGGGGACAGUAACUCUAGCCAAGGUGAUCGUCACUGGAAUCGCCCCAAGAAGCAGAAAAACAUAGCCCAAGUCACACCCUUGGAGGAUAUCCACAUUGACACGGACGGUUUUUUCCAAGAUGUGCCUAAUAGUAGCACACCUUUGGAGGAUUUAGAAGCACACUUGGGAGUCAACAACUUGAAUCUUGGUGAUGAACUAUACUUUCAAAGCAGUGGAGGUUCUAUAGAUGGUCCAGAUUCCUUUGGAUUACUUUCUCGUAAGUGAAGAUCUGUCGAAGAAGCAUCACGUCAAAUUUCUCAUGAGAAGGCUCCUAUUGACAUGCCCAAAGUGCCAAUAACAAAACCAAGACAAUUUCGAGUGAGACCUUCUGAUCCCACGUUAUCCGAUGUUAGUGUCUUUCAAGGGAUAGAUGUGAUUGCUAAAAGUUGGCGCAAGUAUGUCUCAGGGUUGUGGUCCCAACUUUCACAUAAGAUCGAGAAAACCAGCUUGGAUCAUGUCGACGAUAUUGAAGAUGAGGCUGAGAAAGUCCUCGAAGAGAUGAGAAACAUGAAAGUAAUGGACAUUUCUCCAUUACAGCGCAACCUUAAAAGCUUCUUUGAUAAU